UACAUCUUGUCAAAGUAAUGUUAAAUAUUUAGUAGAAGAAAUUUCAAUAUUUGUAAUUUACUGGAAAAGAAGUAAAUAUAAUGUCGUUUUUAACUCGAACUGGCUAUUCAUUCGCAAAAAAUGCUAUAUUGUCAACAUCUUUACGUUCUAUAUCAACAACAAAACAAUUACGACUUAAAAAAUUACGAGAACAUAAAGAGGGUUCUUCGUUAGUAGUUGAAGGCGUAACCGUUCCUUCUCCGCGGACAGAACUCCUAAUAAGAGCGGUAAACAAUCAAGAAAAUGCACACCAAUGUAAAGAUACUUGUUAUAUGUGUGCAUUAAAUUUAGACGUGAAACAUACAGAUGUACUUAUCUUGAGUCAGUUUGUGAGGACCGACGGUUGUAUGUUACCUAGACGUAUAACAGGAUUAUGUCAGAGACAGCAGAAGAAAAUUGGAAAACUAGUCACUAUGGCACAGAAAGCAGGUUUGAUGAUAAAUUUAACACCAGCAUACUGUCAUAAAGAUCCCAAGAAGAGAUAUGGCUUUAAAAAGUUUAACACAUACUUUGAUGAAAAAACAAUAUUCAUGAAGAGAAUACCAAAACCCACAGAUAGAUUUGAGCGUUGAAUGGUUAAUUAUGUGUAAAAUUAAAUUGUGAUAGAUUAUCAA
Molecule: messenger RNA, 653 nt
Organism: Vanessa atalanta (red admiral)
Lineage: Eukaryota; Metazoa; Arthropoda; Insecta; Lepidoptera; Nymphalidae
Gene: mRpS18A
Product: 39S ribosomal protein S18a, mitochondrial
Exons: 3
Coding region: 81-611 (176 amino acids)
Biological process (GO): mitochondrial translation
Cellular component (GO): mitochondrial small ribosomal subunit; ribosome
Molecular function (GO): structural constituent of ribosome; small ribosomal subunit rRNA binding
Source: RefSeq, a predicted model, not a curated record